This is a messenger RNA of Gadus chalcogrammus (walleye pollock), 4195 nucleotides long. RefSeq names its product TBC1 domain family member 12-like. The transcript has 13 exons. The record is from RefSeq and is a predicted model, not a curated record. Bases 20 to 2161 code for a protein of 713 amino acids. Lineage: Eukaryota; Metazoa; Chordata; Actinopteri; Gadiformes; Gadidae.
GGUCGGGUUGGGGGAGGAGAUGCUGUCAGCUCCGGGUCCAGUCUCAGGGACAGGUUCCGGGCUCCGAGGAGGCUGCGGGGGGACGGAGUGCGGGGAGUCCCCGGACUCUGAGGACGUGAUACCGGGACACCGGAAGGGGGACGGACAACCUGUAAAAGCCGAGGUUUCCGUCUCCGGUGAGCUCCAGAUAAACGGCCGCCCCGGCGGGGGUCGAAGGGCGGAUACGACCCUUGGCCAGCCGGCGGAGGGGGUUGCGCGCCGCGGGGCUGGCGAGGAGGUGAACGUUGCCAACGGCGGGUUGCACCUCGUCUGUACGCCACGUGACGUGCACGAGUCGCAGCACUCUGAGAACAAUACCACGCUCCCCGACGAGCCCGAGCCCCCACCACAGGGGACGGGUGUCAGAACAUCAGGCGCCGGCCAGGGUCACGACCCCGGGGGUCUCCCUCCCGCCCAGGACUUGACCGUCCCGGAACAAGGACCCCCUCUCCAAGUCCUGCGCCCGGAAACUCCCUCUGACGCUACCAAUCCCCCCUCCUCCAGCCCCCCCUCCCCUGACCUCCCCUCGGCCAACCCCGCAUCGGCCAGACCCCCCUCAACUGGUCCCAGCCCCCCCUCCCCUGACCCCAGUUUGGCGGCGAGGCCGCAGACCCUGAGGACCCGAGGGAGCACCGCGGUGUCUCUGAGCUGCGACGCCACGCCUCUCUCUCCGGAGGAGGGGGCGGGGCUGUACUUGGAGGGGGCGGGGCGGCGGCAGAGCGCCCCGGACCCCUUCCCAGACCCCCCCGAGUCCGGCCCUCCCUCCCCAACCAAGAGAACCACCAUCGCAGAGUUCUUCACCAGAAGUUUGUUUUCCAGGAAAUCCAAAGAGCCCGUGGUGCCUACCCAGAAUGCACCAGGCUGGCGUCUGUUUGGGAAGGCGGUCCCGGAGAGCGAUGGAGGCCAGCAGCUCCCCCUGCCUCCCGGGAGGAGGAAGCCGCUGGAGUUCGAACCCCAGUCCACCACCGCCCUGAUCCUGGAGCAGCGUCCUGGGAACCUCCCUGCUAAGAGUGAGGAGGAGGCGCAGAGACACCAGCAGGAGUACCAGGAGAUGGUGGCAGGAGCACGGCGGAGAGAGGUGAAGGAGGCUCAGAGGAGGAAGAGGAAGUUGAAGGAGCGCCACAGACGGGAGGAGAGCAUCUCUCACGCCAUCAACACCUGGACCGCCCACAUCCUGCCGCGCUGGGACCAGAUGAAGUGCACGCGGCGUGUGCGGGAGCUGUGGUGGCACGGCCUUCCUCCCAGUGUCAGAGGAAGAGUCUGGAGCCUGGCCAUCGGGAACGACCUCAACAUCACCCCAGAACUCUACGAUAUCUUCCUCUGCAGGGUGAAGGACAGGUGGAGGUGUUCCAGUGAGACCAGCUCCGUCAACGACAGCGAGAGCGACGGGGGGGCGUCGCUGGCCGACAGGGAGUCCAGUCUGGACCUGAUCAAACUGGAUAUCUCCAGAACCUUCCCCUCGCUCUUCAUCUUCCAGAAGGGCGGGCCCUACCACGAGGUGCUCCACAGUCUCCUGGGAGCGUACACCUGCUACCGGCCGGACAUCGGCUACGUCCAGGGCAUGUCGUUCAUGGCUGCCGUGCUGCUGCUGAAUCUGGAGGAGGGCCAGGCCUUCAUCACCUUCACCAACCUGCUCAACAAACCCUGUCAGGUCACCUUCUUCAGGGUGGACCACCAGCUGAUGUUGAAGUAUUUCGCAGCCUUUGAGGUUUUCUUCGAGGAGAAUCUUCCUCGACUCUUCAGACACUUCCUCGCCAACAGCCUGACCCCUGACCUCUACCUGAUAGACUGGAUCUUCACGCUGUACAGCAAGGCGCUGCCCCUGGACGUGGCGUGCCGCGUGUGGGACGUGUUCUGCCGGGACGGGGAGGAGAGCCUGUUCCGCACGGCGCUGGGGCUGCUGCGGCUCUACCAGGACGUCCUGCUGCAGAUGGACUUCAUCCACAUGGCCCAGUUCCUCACCCGCCUCCCCCCCGACCUCCCCCCCCAUCUGCUCUUCAGCUCCAUGGCCAGCACCCCCAUGGUCUGCAGCGCUGGCCGCUGGGCGCAGGUGUUUUCUUCAUUGAUGAAGGACGGCUACAAAGAACCAGAGAAGAACGGCAGCCCAGCCCUCCGGAGCUAACCCUAGCCCACUGAGGAGCUAACCCUAGCCCACUGAGGAGCUAACCCUAGCUCACUGAGGAGCUAACCCUAGCUCGCUGAGGAGCUAACCCUAGCUCACUGAGGAGCUAACCCUAGCUCACUGAGGAGCUAACCCUAGCUCACUUAGGGGCUAACCCUGGCUCACUGAGGAGCUGGCGCUAAUAAGCUAACACUAACUUUAUAGCGGCCAUGGUUCUCAAACUAAUGUCCAAGUUCAUGCGAACUGCGAACUGAAAAGUACUCACUAGCUACCUAUGCUAUUGAUGCUCGCUAUGAAGCGAGCAUCAAUAGCUUUAGGUGGAUGCUAUCUGAUUUUAGGGCUAAUAUGGAUUGAAAAGAAGUGCGGGAGUAGACUCUCCAGGUCUCCAGCAGAGCCAGGGGCCCCCGCCCAGACCGGCUCUCCCCUACAGAACGGACCAGGGGCCCAGAGCGGCUCCCACUACCGAAUGGACCAGGGGCCGGCUGGUUGGACUUGAUGGAUCUCCUUGUGGCUGCUGCAUGCUAGACCAUCCAACAGUAUUCAUUAGUAGACCUCAGCAUUUCUUAAGUUAGAUUUAUAUCGUAUAACAUAAAUAUCUUGAGGAAAAGUAUUGAUAACAAUGCUUGAACUAAGACCAGAGCAGAAGAACAAAUUGUCUUCUUUGGCUGACACCUGCAGCCGAAUGAACCAGCAGAGAACAAUGAUCGAUCUCUAGGUGUUUGACCUCUAGGUGUUUGACCUCUAGGUGUUUGACCUCUACGUGUUUGACCUCUUGAGGUUUGACCUCUAGAAGUUGUACCAUCGAUCAGGUCUCUCCAUAGUCUGGCUAUUGCCAGACCAAGAUCAAUCGUAGAUUGCACGUUGGUCAGGGGAAGCUGCUGUCAUUUUCUUCAGCACAAAAGGCGUGAUCAAUGGGCCUAGUUCAUAUGACUCUGUACGUGAUUGGCUGCUUUCCGUCGCUUCCUUGUCGUCAUUUUGGUAAACCAGCCAAUAGCGUGCCAAGGGGAAAAGCCAUCUUGGUGAUUGACUCCCGCAAAAAUGUAUCGGAAGCAGAAAGAAAUGUAUUGCUCUUCUCCAGACCCUUGUGCAGGGCGAGAUCAAAUUGCCGGCAGAAUGGGCGGGUCUACCCAGUCUAGUCUCUCCAUGUUGGGCUGAGGCGAAAGUGUCCUUGUUGGUCCCAUGUCCAGACUCCGAGGGUGAAGUCCUGAAGGACUGCGGUCAGAGGUCAGGUCUUGAAAAUGUUCCAGACUUGUAUGUUCAGGCGCACAUCUAUACCACUCCAUACAACUUGAAGCUAAAGGCACCUUAUCCAGCUCUAAGCAGCCUAUCAGCCCCCCCAUUCAUUACCCCCCCCCCCCCCCAAACAAACAAACAAACAAACAAACAAACAAACAAACAGAAAAUGUCUGUACAGGCCGUGUAUCAAACACUACACCUGAGAGUUAAUUUCCAUGGUAGUCCUAGCCAGCUCUGCUAUCAUGCGUACCUAUUGUGUGUUAGCUAGCCACCUGUGUGAUGGCUAGCCUGUUAUCUGUUUGUUAGUAGAUAUUUGACUGUAGAUAGCUAGCUUUACAUUGCUAGCUGAAGUAGGCUAUAUGUUAGCUAGCUUACGGUGCGUGUCUUGCUCGUCCCAUUUGUUGAGACUUUAUGGGUACGGGUCGUACCAUUGUUGAGACGUUAGGGGAAAUGGUCGUACCAUUGUUGAGACGUUAUGGGUACGGGUCGUACCAUUGUUGAGACUGGAAUAAAAUACUUCUCACUCCUGAGCUAAAGGAAGAAUAAGAUACUUGUUUUUUUCCAGUAUAUUAACUGUAUUGCUUUAAUGACUGAGUUUGCUAUAAUGAAUCACAUUUAUACUUUAAGAUUGAAGACUUUAAGUUGACUUCUUGUGUGCUUGUACAGUUUUCACUCAGGCGAGUUAAAGAAUUCAGCGAUGACUUCAACUUGUAAAUAAAUUCUUCCUCAAGACCUCUUCAUCUUUUUUAUCUCGUCUCUUGAGUCCUAGUCAUUUAAUUCCUUUAUUUGAUUGCUUCU